AUGAAAACACAUGACCUUAUUUUCAGUGACAGGCCUAAGUCCAACGUCAACAAGAAACUUCUAUACGACUUUAAGGAUGUCGCUGCCGCGCCUUAUGGAGAGUACUGGAGACAAUUGCGAAGCAUUUGUGUCCUUCAAUUGCUUAGCAACAAAAGGGUUCAAUCUUUUCGCGUUGUGAGGGAAGAAGAGACUGCCCUUUUACUCAAGAAAAUCAGGGAGUUUUCUCCAGAGGCAGUGAAUUUAAGUGAGUUGUUUAUGACACUUACAAAUGAUAUUGUGAGCAGAGCAGCUUUUGGGAGGAAAUAUAGUGGAGGGGAGAGUGGAGAGAAGUUUAGGAAGUUGAUGAAGGAAGUUGCGGGAUUAUUAGGUGGAUUUGAUUUUGGAACUCUUUUGCCUUCACUUGCAUGGAUUGAUAGACUGAGUGGUUUAGAAGCAAAAGUGGAGAGAGUUGCCAAGGAGAUGGAUGAGUUUCUUGAAGGAGUAGUCGAAGAACAUUUAGAUAGUCAUUCAAGAGUGAGGGACUUGUUGGGGGAAAGAGUGGAAAAUGAAAAAAGAGAGGACUUUGUUGAUGUUUUGCUUGAGAUUUACAAGCAAAACAUGGAUGGCUUUUCCAUUGACAGAGAUGGCAUCAAAGCUCUCAUUUUGGAUAUCUUCGCGGCUGGAACCGAUACAACUUACACUGUAUUGGAAUGGGCCAUGACAGAGCUUCUAAGGCAUCCUGGAGCCAUGAACAAACUUCAGAAUGAAGCGAGGGAAAUAGCUAAAGGGAGAAAUGAAAUAGUAUCUGAGAAUCACUUAGACAAAAUGCAUUACUUAAAAGCAGUAAUUAAGGAAACUUUGCGCCUACAUCCUCCCAUUCCUCUGUUACUUCCCCGACGAGCCAGACAAGAUGUUAAGGUAAUGGGAUACGAUGUUGCAGCUGGAACUAUGGUAAUAACAAAUGGUUGUGCAAUUGGAAGGGACCCUGCUAUUUGGGAUGAUGCAGAGGAGUUUAAGCCAGAGAGAUUCUUGAAUUCUUCUAUCGAUUUUAAAGGGAAUGAUUUUGGAUUAAUACCUUUUGGUGCAGGAAGAAGGGGAUGUCCUGGAAUUUCAUUUGCGAUGGCUGCUAAUGAGCUUGUACUGGCAAAUGUUGUGAGGGAUUUUGAUUGGGAAUUGCCAAAUGGAACAAAGGGGGAUGAUUUGGAUAUGACAGAAUGCACUGGUUUAACCAUUCACAGGAAAGUUCCUCUGUUUGCUGUUGCAACUCCAUACACCUCCUAG
This is a messenger RNA of Lycium barbarum (goji berry), 1260 nucleotides long. RefSeq names its product cytochrome P450 736A117-like. The transcript is spliced from 2 exons. The record is from RefSeq and is a predicted model, not a curated record. NCBI's taxonomy places the organism in Eukaryota, Viridiplantae, Streptophyta, Magnoliopsida, Solanales, Solanaceae. The coding region runs from base 1 to 1260 and encodes 419 amino acids. Gene Ontology annotation, molecular function: iron ion binding; monooxygenase activity; heme binding.